Messenger RNA from Symbiodinium sp. CCMP2592, 2184 nucleotides. NCBI's taxonomy places the organism in Eukaryota, Dinophyceae, Suessiales, Symbiodiniaceae. The record is from the annotation of a GenBank genome assembly.
AUGUUGACCAACGUGGAGGUCAAGGAGCUUCUUGAUACUUUGGUUUUCAACUUCGCCUCGGGCAAGCAUGACAGAGGCAGCCUAGCACGGGCAUUGACCAACAGUCCAAAAAUGCAUGGCAUGCUGAAAGAGGAACUGAGCAAGGACCUCAAUCAGCUCUACGAGCUCUCGUCUCAGAGUCAUUCUUCAGCUGGAUCUUUUCAUUUUGCUGCCCAGCGGUGGGACUCCACCCUGAAAUGCCUGAGAAUCUUCGCUUUGAGGAUGAGUGAGAUCUUGAGUUUGCUUGCCCGUGUUGCUGCAGACAAGACAGACCAAAAUCAGAAUUGGGCCAAAUCUAUGUUGAACUUCCUCAGCAUGGACCGUAUUAUCCUUCUUUGCUUGUGCGUGGAGUUCAUGGAAGUCGCCUCACGGUACGUGCAUGCCUGCGACAAUCCCGGGGGAUCUAUUAAAGCCAGCUCUGCGGGCAAAGCGGCAAGCUCAUUGCCCCGGCGUAUAGCUCAGCUUGCCUGCACCGCAUCCAAUCUGCGUUUGCGACUAGAUCAGCUCUUCUCCUUUACUUUCCAGGGCGUCAAGCAGGUGCCACUGGUGAUGGACGAACGUUUUGAGAAGGGUUAUGUGCAGAUCGUCACCAAGGCUCUCAGCCUUGGUCUCAAGUCCUUCUCGGUCAUCGCGGGUGGCAAGCUCUUGUACCAUUUGCAAGGCUAUGGGGCGGAGAGGCUUCGCAAAGUGACCGCGGAGAAGCUCGGUAUCCUGUGGAACAUUCAGACUCUCUUCCUGCAGGGCGUUUGGACGGAAAAUGAGAUCGGCAUCGCUUCUGGGUUCUCCCCGUUUGAUGUCGGCUCAUGGCUCAAAGAGAACAAGGACGAUGCAUCUCUGCCUGCGUUGCUUGAGCCCGUGGCCAAAGUGGCCGAUGCCUUGGCCAAGGAGUUGCAGUUGGCACGUCCCACCGUCCAAGCUCUUCUCACGCAAGGCAAAACAGACCCCUGCAUUUACUGGAGAGAUUGUUUGCAGCACUGGGGCAAUGGCAAGAAACUGCCUACCCUGAGCAAAGCCGUGACGUUCAUGGAUGUGGCGUGGGAGAGUUCAAGCGAGAUUGAGCAAACAUUCUCGAUCCUUCGGCUCUUCUCAUCCGGGAGAAAGGCUGGUACGCAGACGGAUUUGUUGAGGGCAUUGUGCAAGGUCAUCUCUGAUGCACCUACUCCUCAAGAUCUUGCUCCAUUCACACGAGCAGGCUCCUCAUCGCCUGAGUACAUCGUCACCGACCUCGUACGAAGGGUUCAGCAGAGAUACAGAGAGGUCCAUGGAUCUGCUGCCAAUCGUCCCAAAAUCAAAGGUGAAUCUCGGCUUCCAAGACGCAAUCUGGUUGAGCGAAAGAAGGACAAGGGAUUCGCGGCCUUGCAGCGUAACAGGGACGAGCAAGCGGCAGAGCUGGCGGCAAGCACGAAACCUGUAUCUGCCGCGACAUUGGAUGCCAUGGAGUCCGAGACGGCCAAGGCGUCGAAGCAGGCCAUUGGAAAGAAGCAUGUGUCUUUGCAGCAAAAGCUUGAAGCGAAAGCUUCGCUGAAGAGGAAGCUCAUGGAAGCUUUGAUCGAUGGCGACGAGGAGGCCCGGAAGAAGCUGAAGCUUGCUGAGAAAGAGGAUGAAGACAGAGUGCCCUUGACCCGGCGAGACCUCCAAGCUACCACUGAACAACGGCUAUUUCUGGACAAAAGUUUGGUCGCCAUUAUCUUGCUGGUUCCGAGCGAGCCCAGCAGGGCUGUGCAGAAGACACUUCAGAAGCUCGGUUCCAAGAUGUACAUCUUCAAACCUGAGGAACAGUUGCUGAAUGCAACGUUGCGUUUCAAGCACUUGAUAUGGCUAGCAUGCAGCAGCGACGACGAAUCGGCAAUCAUCCAUGGCAGACCUUCGGCAUCUGGAAACAUUUCCUUAAGCCACAUCUUAAUGUCAAGGAUGUUGGGAGGCUUUCUGGCCGGGCCUGAAUGGCUUGAUUGUUGCUCCUCCACAGAGCAAGUUGUGCGGCCCGUCUUGGCUUUGCAACGCACAGUUUGCAAGAAGAAAGAGCUUUACGUUCACGGGAGCUGUUCUCUCAAAUCGGACAUCAAGCUGGCUCUUGAUGCGGCAUGCCGGCAUGACGACGUGCGAUGGCAGUGGCGAGAGUCGAGAUCAAAACUGCCCCGAGCUUAG